CAGUAUGGACCGAUCAUGACCGUAUGGAUCGGGCGCCGUCCAACGAUUGUUAUCAAUGACCCGGCCAUCGCGGUGGAGUUGAUGGAGAAGCGGAGCAACAUCUACUCGAGCAGACCGAGGAUGGUCAUCAUGGGCGAGUUGGGCACGAACAACGAUGGUAUCUUGACGAUGCCGUAUGGCGACAAAUGGCGAAAGCACCGGCGGUUGUUGCAUAUGGGUCUCAUGACCAAGGCUCUGCAGAACUACAAGCCCAUCCAGGAACUCGAGAGCAAACGCAUGGUCGCGGAUAUGAUUCGCAGGCCGGACAAGUACGAGAAGCAUCUUGAUCGGUAUUCUACCGGCGUGGUCGUGCUGGUGGACUAUGCCAAGAGGGUGGAUACUUCGGAAGAUCCACUCGUCAAGAAUGUCCUCACUGCUAUGCAACACGCAGCGAUGCUCAACGUGCCUGGCAAAUUCCUUGCCGAGACCUUCCCGAUUCUCGCCAGCGUGCCUGCCUUCCUUGCACCUUGGAAACGCCAGAUCCUUGAGCGCCGUGUUCAAGGUCGCGCUUUCUUUGGGGGCCUGGCUGACAGUGUCAAAUCUAAGAUGGAUAAAGGCGAGGCUCCGGAAUGUUUUACCAAGCACCUGUGGGAGAAGCGCUCCGAGUUCCCCAUGACGGACAUGGAGUUCUCCUUCCUCUCCUCGGCCCUGUUCGGUGCAGGAAGCGAUACGACCGCGAGCACCCUGUGCAGCUUCGUCCUAGCUUGCACUGCGUUCGGUCACGAAUGGAUUCCCAAGGCGCAGGAAGAACUCGACAGUGUUGUCGGCAGGGAUCGGACUCCGAACUUCGAGGACCAGAAGAAUCUGCCGUACAUCGACGCAGUCGUGAAAGAGACACUGCGGUGGAGGCCGGUCGCCGUCUUGGGUGGGACACCCCAUGCCAACACGCAAGACGAUUACUACGAGGGCUACCUCAUUCCAAAGGGCUCCACUAUUCUCGGUAACCUCUGGGGCAUUCACCUGAACGAGAAGUACUUCCCGGAUCCGCACCACUUCAAUCCUGACCGGUAUCUCGAUCCUGAGCGUCCCGACUACCCUCAUCCGGCCGGACACUCUGCGUUUGGUUGGGGCCGACGCGUUUGUCCAGGCGAAGGCCUUGCCCUCAACUCCCUUUUCAUGACGAUCGCGCGGCUUCUCUGGGGCUUUAAUUUCGCCAAGGCCAAGGACGCUCAGGGCAAGGAUAUCGAGGUCGAUAUUUUCGACUAUACAGAUGGCUUCAAUACUCGCCCCAGGCCAUUCCAGUGCUCCAUCACGCCAAGGGGUCCGGAGUUUGUCGAGAUCAUGCAGCGCGAAGCAGAGGAAGCAGAUAGGGAGCUCCGAGAGAAGUACAUCAACGAUGACGAGAUGUGAAGGAUAUACUCGGCAUGAGUCGGGAGGGACGAGGCCACAGAGGGACGAUGGAUGAGGUUGCGAUCGAUGAGACAGUUGUAGUUAAGCUUUUUCGAGUCAGAUCCUGUCUCAGCUUGCUCAGAGUCAUUACAUUAGUAGAUGUUGAAAUGUAUUAUUCCUCGUCUGAUUCCGCGCCGCGGUUCUCGUGUCGUGUGAUGAAGUCCUCAAAUCUGGACAGUCACCGCCAGCCUCCAAAGGCAUCUCUUUUGACCUGUGCCCUCACCGAAGGACGCAUUAAUUGUCUCUGAAACAGACCUUUCCUUGAGCUCAUACGGAGAAUGUCGUCACCGUCAGGGACAGGCUAUGGUCAUCCGCAGUUUUUGAUGGGCACUGGGUACGGUAGUGGGGCGGGAGGCGGUCAUGUGGAAUUUGGAAGGUCACAGCUCAGGACCACCAGACACAAUGGCCUAUGCGCCACAUCCCACACAGCUGCUCCCCAGGCCCGAACUCGCCACUGGCCCACACAUUCUGACUACAAUCCAACCUCCCCUAUCGAGCGUUCCGCUUCAAUACGACAUGGCCACCGGGCCGUUCAACCAGCAGCAAGCGGGGAUCAAACCUAUAGAAAGCAUACAGGUACAGCCU
This is a messenger RNA of Dacryopinax primogenitus, 2013 nucleotides long. Its product is annotated as cytochrome P450. Lineage: Eukaryota; Fungi; Basidiomycota; Dacrymycetes; Dacrymycetales; Dacrymycetaceae. The transcript has 7 exons. Gene Ontology annotation, molecular function: iron ion binding; oxidoreductase activity, acting on paired donors, with incorporation or reduction of molecular oxygen; monooxygenase activity. The coding region runs from base 16 to 1389 and encodes 457 amino acids. The record is from RefSeq and is a predicted model, not a curated record.